AUGGUCGCCAUCUCCCGCGCACUCCUCUUCACCAUGGCCGCCAGUUUCAGUGCCCUCGUGAGCGCUGAUAACUGCAAGCCAGGUCUGUUCUACUGCGGAACAGUUCUUUUGCGUAAAGGAAACUACUACGACCAAAUCGUCGCCGCCCUAAAGGCCAAAGGGCAGCCGACCGAUGAUGCGCACGUUCACGACGCCUUGUUCUAUUGUACCGGAGGACCUAAUGGCGAGAUUACCUAUCAGGCGUUCUGCGGUGCUGGCCAGUGCAAGGACGGCGGAAAUGGAAACAGCGAUCAUUGCUGA
This is a messenger RNA of Neurospora tetraspora, 300 nucleotides long. RefSeq lists its product as uncharacterized. The record is from RefSeq and is a predicted model, not a curated record. Lineage: Eukaryota; Fungi; Ascomycota; Sordariomycetes; Sordariales; Sordariaceae. The transcript has 2 exons. Bases 1 to 300 code for a protein of 99 amino acids.